Molecule: messenger RNA, 3430 nt
Organism: Ochotona princeps (American pika)
Lineage: Eukaryota; Metazoa; Chordata; Mammalia; Lagomorpha; Ochotonidae
Gene: PERM1
Product: PPARGC1 and ESRR induced regulator, muscle 1
Exons: 4
Coding region: 203-3217 (1004 amino acids)
Biological process (GO): response to muscle activity; regulation of DNA-templated transcription
Cellular component (GO): nucleus; cytoplasm
Source: RefSeq, a predicted model, not a curated record
UGGCCUGGACCCUGACCCUGACGAAUCCCUGGUGACAAGGACGAGAUAUUUUUGGCCAUGGGGGUGGAGCCAGCACCAAGCUGCCCUAGGACGGGCUCAGACGUCCAGCUCCGCUGCCCCAGCCGGUCACCAGGACACACAGGUAGGAGAUGGAGCAGGGGGCGGCUGAGGACCGUCUGGGUGUGGGCAGGCUGGCGUCUGCAUGGGCACCCCCCGGGCAGCCCCCACAGCGCCCCUGCUGAUGGAGAUGGAGAAUUUCCAGUACAGUGUCCAGCUCAAUGACAAGGACUGGGCUGAGUUCUCAGCCGUUGCCGACGAGUGUGGCCUUCUGCAGGCCAGUCUAGCCUCUGGAGACGAGCUCUUGUCCAGUGACCUUGACCAAGCCGACAGCAGGGGCGGCAGUCCCCCGGGGCCCCUGCCCCUCCUCCCUGGGCAGCUGGCCGCAGUGGGAAGCUGCUGGCAGGGCUGUGAAGAGGGAGCCAACGCGGCCGCCUGGCAGCUGGUCAGCAGGUCUCAGUACGAUCUGGGCCUGGCCUGGGGGGCCAGUCAGCAGACGCCCUGCACGUCUGAACAGUUGGAAGCUAGGUCACCCCCUGACUCCAGUGCCAGUCCUCCAGGGCAGUGCCCGUCCUUCCCGGGGCCAGCAUCCGGCAGCAAGAUGCAGAGGCUUCUGCAGGGCCCAGCCCCCAGCCCCACUGGGGAGGCCCCAAGGAGCCCCGAGCCUGCUGGCCGCAGUAGUGCCUUGCGGAGACCCCCGGAUAGUCUCAACCGAAAGAAGAAGCGCUCCACAGCCGGGAAGGGGGCUGGGCCUAGUCUGGGCCCUAGUCUCACUCAGCCAAGCACCCCGCCCCUCACUGAAGUCAGCCCAGAAGGCCUUGGCCUGGCCAGGUCCAAGGGCAAGGGACUUGGGGCUGCAAAGGCAAAGCUGACAGCAGGAGCUGGGCAGGAUGAGCUGGGGACGGGUUCCAGAGGAACUCCUGAGUCCAGCUUCAUCCAGGGCCUGGAUGUGGAGCCAUCCACACCUGGUCCUGGACCUGAGGGACCUGCGGACCCACUGAAAACACCCUUCAGAGAUAAGCCUCCGCCGGACACAGCUGCGUCCUCACCCAAGUCCAGGCCUCCACCCAACAUGGCAACAUCCACCCCUGCAUCCAGGCCUCCGCCUGACACAGCUGCGUCCACCCCUCUACCGGACAUAGCUGCAUUCUCACCUGAGUCCAGGCCUCCACCUGACACAGCUGUGUCCACCCCUGUGUCCACGGCUCUGUCCAACAUGGCUGUGUCCACUGCUGUGUCCAGGCCUCUGUCUGACACAGCCGUGUCCACCCCUGUGUCCAGGGCUCCACCCAAAACGGCUACGACCACACCUACGUCCAGGGCUGCACCUGACACAGCUGUGUCCACCCCUGUGUCCACGGCUCUGUCCGACAUGGCUGCGUCCACUGCUGCGUCCAGGCCUCCUCUGGACACGGCUGAAUCCACCCCUGCGUCCAGGGCUCCUCUGGACACGGCUGAAUCCACCCCUGCGUCCAGGCCUCCUCUGGACACGGCUGAAUCCACCCCUGCGUCCAGGGCUCCUCUGGACACGGCUGAAUCCACCCCUGCGUCCAGGGCUCCUCUGGACACGGCUGAAUCCACCCCUGCGUCCAGGGCUCCUCUGGACACGGCUGAAUCCACCCCUGCGUCCAGGGCUCCUCUGGACACGGCUGAAUCCACCCCUGCGUCCAGGGCUCCACCCGACACAGCUGUGUCCACCUCUGUGUCCAGACCUCUGCCUGACAUGGCUGUGUCCACCCCUGCGUCCAGGCCUCUGUCUGACACAGCCGUGUCCACCCCUGUGUCCAGGGCUCCACCCAAAACGGCUACGACCACACCUACGUCCAGGGCUGCACCUGACACAGCUACGUCCACCCCUGCAUCCAGGCCUUCGCCUGACAUGGCUGUGUCCAUGGCUCUGCCUGACAUGGCUGUGUCCACCCCUGCGUCCAGGGCUCCACCUGACACAGCUGUGUCCAGGCCUAUGUCUGACACGGCUGUGUCCACCUCUGUGUCCAGGCUUCCACCUGAUAUGGUUGGGCCCACACCCACGUCCCAGCCUCCACUGGCCAUAUAUCUGCCUGAAGUUCACCCAGCGGUCAAGUCAGAAGGGGUCUCACCUGAACCUGGCUUGGUGGCUGUGCUGCCCACGGCUCUUUCUCCCUCCACUUAUGGGGCAGAGCCAUGUGUGGGUGUCUGUGCCUCACAGGCUAGGCUGGAUAAAGAUGGGGCGGGGAUGACUGUGUCGGGGGGUAGGCUUCCCCUGGCAGAGGCUGUCAGACCUGGCACUGAGGACCCACUCUCAGGCCCAGCUCAAGGCCCUAGGAAGAAAAAAGUGAGGUUCUCCAUGGCUAGGCCAGAGGCUGAAGGGGCUGUAGGUCCCCUCUCACCAUGCAGAACCCCGCCAGCAGCCCGCAGCGGCUCGGGUGCCUGGGAUGCUGUAGCAGUGGGACCACGGCUGCCCCAGCCUCGGAUCCUUAAGCAUCUUCCACCCCCUGCCCCCUCGGCCUUGGCAGGCUCAGGGUCCAGAGUGGGCUUCGCAGUGACACUUCCGGAGGCCUAUGAGUUCUUCUUCUGUGACACCAUCGAGGAGGGGAGUGAGGGGGACGAGGAAGGGGAAGCGGCCAACCAGUGGCCAGACAUGUGCGAGUUCUUCUUCCGGGACUGCCAGCCGCAGAGACCGAAGCCUGCACCAGCCUUGCCCCUUAGCAGCCCUGUGUCUCUGUCCAUCCCUGAGGCCUAUGAACACUUUUUUGGAGACGACACAUUCGGGGGGAUGCUGGGACCCCCUAGUCUCCUCCAGAUGGACAACUUGGAGCCCACCAGGCUGGCCCCCUGGCAAGCAGGGCCUGGGAGCCUCCUCAAGGCCAGCACUGAUCCAGCAGAGCAGCUAAGCCUGGUGAUCAGGCGGGCAGGGGAGCUCCAGGGCUCCCUCCCCUCCUUCACUGUCAGCCAGAAGGACCUGUGCCUGGUGUUUGUAGCGUUUGCCACAUGGGCUGUGAGGACGUCUGAUCUGCAGACCCCAGAUGCCUGGAAGACAGUCUUGUUGGCCAACCUCGGCACAGUCUCUGCCAUCCGCUACUUCCGUCGACAAGUGGGGCAGCGGCUUACCAGCCCCAGUCCCAGCCCCAACCCUGGCCGCAGCCGUAGCCCCAGCCCCAGGCACCAUCCCAGCUCCUAGGAGCCAGUCCCAUCCCAGAAAGACGGGGAACAAGAUGACCACAGGCGCCAAGGACAAGUGGCUGUCCCCAUCCUUGUUGACCCCAUCUUCUACACAGCCAGGGACCUGGAGGCUGCUCUCUUAGACACUCCUGAGGGCCAGCCCCGGGACCUGGAGAGAUGGUGGGACGGAGGGAGCAACCCAGGGAUUCCAGUGGGACUGGGGGUUCAGAGG